Molecule: messenger RNA, 689 nt
Organism: Saccostrea cuccullata (small rock oyster)
Lineage: Eukaryota; Metazoa; Mollusca; Bivalvia; Ostreida; Ostreidae
Exons: 2
Source: RefSeq, a predicted model, not a curated record
GGAUAAUCUCGCGCUUUCUCGGACAAAAUGGAACAUUCUAGUUUCUAUUCUGAUGUCAGAGGGUUACAGUUUAUCCUUAAGCUCACCUUGGGAGGAAUUAUUGACAAAACUUCAAACUGCUUUCCCUUUAUUAAGGUGCGGGUCAAGAAUGUCCCAAAGUGAUAUCACUGAAUUGAUUGAUAUUUAUAGAGUUUUAAUCAAGAAGAACAACUCAGUCAGUUUUAUAUCAGAUGAUGUCCGCCAUCAGGUGAUGAGUUACUUCGUGAAGAAUUGUCUAAUAACUGACGAGUACUACGAGGAUUAUAUCAAGUUAUCUUCAGUGGACUCUUUGUUGGAGUGCGUACGACCGUGGUGGUAUGAAGAUGAUAAAAUUAACAUAUGCCGCAAAAAAGUUUUGUUCCUACCGGAGAGUUUAGAGGAUUUAUUUAUACAAAGACUUGGAGUAGACGUCCUACGUCAUGUCAUGGUGGAAAGGAAUGAGUCGACUCAAGAUAGCAUUGAAACAGUCAGAGAGGCAAUUCAAAAAAAGUUAAAACUUCCAUCUGUUGUGUUUUUUGAGGAAAAUAGGAAUAAAUUUGUGGAAUAUGUGAAGAAAAUUUCAAAAGAAAAACAAGCUUUCAUACAUUCUUUGAACCUUAACAGUCUUUUUGGUUGGUUUUUAAUUGGAAGAGAAGACUACAGCUCUGAAG